UGAAGGAAGGAUGAUGAAGCCAAAAUGAGCGAGGUUCAAGAAAAAAAGGUCCUGAGACAUUUUUGAUUCAUGAGCCAUAUUCUGAUAGUGUGACACCUGGACAAAUCAUCUCGGCAGGCAUUCAGCACCCACAUCAGUGGUUAAAAGUAAUUUCCUCUACAAUGGUCUUGGUGAGGCUGUUAGCGCUGUCUCUAUUCCACGUGUCUCUGGUUGGAUGUCAGCCCACCCACAGUUCACAACCAGCAUCAAGCCCUCCUCACCCCAAGGGAGAACAGUCUCCUUUGGAUACUGGUACUCUGUCCUUCCCUUGGAGCCGUCUUCGCCUGCCAAGGUACAUCAUUCCUCUUCACUACCACCUCCUCCUGCACCCCAACCUCACAAGUCUCACUUUCACUGGCUCAGUGCAGAUUGAGAUUGAUGUCCAGAACAACACAAACUGGGUUGUAUUACACAGCAAGGGUCUGCAGAUCUCCAAGGCGACUAUAUUGGACCAGGACCUCACUCAUCUGUCUGACCAGGUUCUUCCGGUGCUUCAUAACCCUUCCCAUGAGCAGAUUGGCAUUUUCUCUCCCAGGGUGCUCAGCAGUGGGCAAAAGUACUUUCUGUAUAUUGAGUUUGGGGCUGAAAUAGCAGAUGGCUUCUAUGGCUUCUCUAAGAGCACCUACAGAACCAGUGCGGGAGAGACCAGAAUCUUAGCUUCAACUCAUUUUGAGCCCACGAGUGCUCGGAUGGCAUUCCCUUGUUUCGAUGAGCCGAGCUUCAAAGCCAACUUCUCUGUACGGAUAAGGCGGAGUCCAGAGUACAUUUCUUUGUCCAACAUGCCUGUGGUCAAGACAGUUGAGGUAAACGAUGGCCUACUUGAGGACCAGUUUGAUGCAAGUGUAAAGAUGAGCACAUACCUUGUAGCUUUUGUCAUCUGUGACUUCAAAUCUGUCACAGCAACAACAUCUUCUGGGGUGCAGGUUUCCAUCUAUGCCGCCCCUGAGAAGUGGCUGCAAACCCACUACGCCCUGGAGGUUGCUGUCAAAAUGCUAGACUUCUAUGAGGAGUAUUUCAACAUCCACUAUCCUCUACCCAAACAAGACUUGAUAGCUAUCCCAGACUUCCAGUCUGGUGCGAUGGAGAACUGGGGAUUGACUACCUACAGAGAGACCAGCCUUCUCUUUGAUCCCCUCACUUCCUCCGUUUCUGAUAAACUCUGGGUUACUAUGGUGAUUGGCCAUGAGCUCGCCCAUCAGUGGUUUGGUAAUUUGGUGACAAUGGAGUGGUGGAACGAUAUCUGGCUGAAUGAAGGAUUUGCCAGAUAUAUGGAGUACAUUUCAGUGGAGGCCACCUACCCCGACCUCAAAGUGGAGGAAUAUCUACUGCAUACCUGUUUUGCAGCAGUUGGUCAUGAUUCGUUGAACUCCUCUCGUCCCAUAUCCAGCCCAGCAGAGAACCCCACUCAGAUCAAACAGAUGUUUGAUACAGUGUCCUAUGACAAAGGAGCAUGUCUCCUGCACAUGCUGAGACACUUUCUGACAGAUGACGUGUUCCAGAGUGGGAUAGUUCGAUAUCUCCGCAAGUACAGCUACAGAAAUGCACACAACCAGGACCUGUGGGACAGUCUUGCCAAUACCUGCUCAGAGGAGGACUUCAUCUCAGGAAAACACUGUUACAGCAGCAGCCAGGCCUCCAAAAAUGCAUACCUGUUUGCAGGGGAACACCUGGACCUGACAGCCAUGAUGAACACUUGGACUCUGCAGAAAGGGAUUCCUCUGGUAACUGUAACUAGGAAGGGGCCUCGUCUGCUGCUUAGACAGGACAGGUUCCUGAGGACAGUGCUGCCUUCUGACCCUCUCUGGUCCUCAUUGCAGCAGGGUUUCCUUUGGCAUAUCCCUCUGACAUACAAGACAGAUGCUUCCAACACCGUCCACAGACACAUGAUGACAACUCACACAGACAGUAUACAUAUAGGAGAAGAAGUCAGCUGGCUGAAAGUAAACACUGACAUGACAGGCUAUUAUGUGGUUCAUUACGAGGACGAUGGUUGGGAUGAGAUGACCAAACUACUUUCAGAGAACCACACUGCUCUGAGCUACAAAGACAGGACUCACUUGAUACACAAUGCCUUUCAACUGGUCACGGCAGGUCAUCUGCCGCUCAAUAAAGGCUUAGACCUGAUUGGUUACCUGCAACUGGAGACACACAAUGUGCCCCUUCUUCAAGGCCUGGGCUAUCUGGAGACCUUUUACCGGUUGAUUGAGAAAAGGAAUGACUUUGAUUUAACAAGAAACCUGGGCAUGUACAUCCUGCGAUUUUUCCGUGCUGUCAUUGACCAGCAGACGUGGAGCGACAGUGGCUCUGUGUCAGAGCGACGGCUGAGGUCAGAGAUCCUGUCACUGGCUUGCCACCUUGAUGACCCUCCCUGUCUGAAGCAGGCACAUCAGAAUUUCAAAGACUGGCUUCAGUCCAACGGUACACUCAACUUGCCCACUGACGUGGCAGAGACAGUGUAUUCAGUUGGAGCUCAGGAUGACCAUGGCUGGACCUCGCUCUUACACACAUACAACAUCUCCCUCUCUGCAGCACAAAAAAGCAAAAUCCUGUUUGCCUUGACCUGCACCAGAGACACAAACAAACUACACAGACUGCUGGAGCUGGGUCUGGAAGGGAAGGUGAUUCGAUCCCAAGACCUGUCCAGUCUCAUCCUGAUGGUGGCCAGGAACCCACUGGGACAUCACAUUGCCUGGAACUUUGUCAAAAAGAACUGGGACACGCUGGUUAAAAAGUUCCAGUUGGGCUCAUUUUGUAUUAGAAACAUCAUUAUUGGCACCACAGGCCAGUUUUCAUCUCCAGAGGAAUUUACUGAGGUGCAGAUGUUUUUUGAGUCCAUCAAAGAACAUGCGUCUCAGCUAAGAGCUACUCAGGUUGCCCUAGACAACGUACAGAAAAAUGUUCGCUGGGUUCAGAGGAACCUGGAGACUCUGAGAAACUGGCUGAACAAGAAAAUGAAGUGAAAGGCAGCAGAGGCAAGAGAGGUGGUGACGCCACAGAGGGAUAUUUGAAGUUUUCUUGAAUUUGUAUGUGUGUUUUUAUUUACCAAGUAUAAUGUGCUUGACCUCACCAAAGAGUUGACAAUUUUGUGUUGAAAAAAAAGCCUUUUUUUUUAUUUUCAGGGGACUUAUUUGUUAGACAAAAGUGUUGGGUGUGGGGGGAAAAAAAUAGGGUGUCUGUGAGGAUGAGUGUGUACCAAGAAUUUUGGUGUGUGAGAGAGAGAGAAAUUCAUUCCAAAGCAACACACAAAUGCGGUGUAAAUAAAUUCUUAAAUAGACAAUUAAAGGGUUCAUUGUA
Molecule: messenger RNA, 3333 nt
Organism: Micropterus salmoides (largemouth bass)
Lineage: Eukaryota; Metazoa; Chordata; Actinopteri; Centrarchiformes; Centrarchidae
Gene: erap2
Product: endoplasmic reticulum aminopeptidase 2
Exons: 22
Coding region: 162-2999 (945 amino acids)
Biological process (GO): proteolysis; peptide catabolic process
Cellular component (GO): cytoplasm
Molecular function (GO): metalloaminopeptidase activity; peptide binding; zinc ion binding
Source: RefSeq, a predicted model, not a curated record